AUGAAGGCAGAGGACGUCUUGCACGCUUUGGAAGACUUAAGUCGGGAAGAGUUUGAUAAAUUCAAGUGGUACCUCCACCAGCCUGAGAGCCUCCCGGGGGUCCAACCUAUCAGGAAGACACAACUGGAAGGAGCUGAAGGCAUCAACAUUGUGGACUUGAUGGUGCAGACAUACACACUUAAUCGAUGCCUGGAGGUGACCACCACAAUUUUAGAGAAAAUUAACAGGAAUGACCUGCUGGAGAAAUUACGUUGCCAUGAGAAUCCAGAAAACAAGAUGUGUCCACUGCAUAAGAAACCACUGAACCUGAUGAGCAGCGAUGGCAAAACGCUUGUCUGCCGUUUCUGCUCUCUUUCUGAUUACAAGCAGUUUAUUCCUCAGAGUAUGGGUUAUAGAGGAUUUAUGACAGAGAGUGAGAUUCAGGAGAAGAUCAAGAUGAGAGAAGAAAAGAUUCAUCAGGUGAAAGAGUUGAUGAAGAUCAGGAAAGAGGCUGCAGAAAAGUACAAAGCAGAAAGAGGUCAGAAUGAGGAGGAGUCUGCUGAAGACCAGAAAAUGGAGACUUCCGAGGGAGGCCAGAAGGAGCCCAAUAUCGAAGAUGAACAGGAAACUACAGAGAAAGAGGCUGAAGAGUUCAUUAAAGCUCAGGAACAGGAGAUCGCGGAGCUGUUAAAGAGGAGCUGUGAGGUGACCCAAAGUGAUUCCUCCGUGAAAGACGAUCCACCCAACGAGACCCAAGGAGAGGAAACGGCCCAAACAUCAUCAUAUCAGGAGAAAGUGAAAAGACGUCUCCCUCGUUUGAAGGACACUGUGAAGAAGCUGCUGGAGCUGGAGAGGGUCAGGCAGCAUGCAGUGGAUGUGACUCUGGAUCCUGAUACGGCUCAUCCUAAACUCAUCCUGUCUAGAGAUGGAAAACAGGUGAAACAUGGAAAUGUAAGGAAGAAACUUCCAGACAAUCCAAAGAGAUUCACUGUGUUUGCUAAUGUUUUAGGACAGCAGAGUUUCUCUUCAGGGAAAUUUUACUUUGAGGUUCAGGUUAAAGGAAAAACUCACUGGGAUGUAGGAGUAGCCAGUGAGUCUGUAGACAGGAAGGGAGAAAUCAACGUGUGUAUUGAAGACGGUAUCUGGGCUUUUGUGCUGAGAGAUGGAAAUCAGUACUCAACAGGGGAAGAUACUACAUGCCUUUUCCCGCUCCAUCCUGGUCCAGAGAAGGUCGGGGUGUUUGUGGAUUAUGAUCAGGGUCUGGUCUCCUUCUAUGAUGCUGAUACUGCAGAUCUGAUCUGCUCCUUUACUGGCUGUGACUUCAAUGAGAAACUCUACCCAUACUUUAGUCCUUAUCUUAAUUAUGGAGGCACAAACUCUGAUCCUCUGAUCAUCUGUCCUGUUCAUCGUUGAUCUGAUGAAUCUCCAUGAAGUACGAGUCUGAGACUCUGCAGGUGAAGUCCUGCUGGUGAAGAUCUGAGCUGGGAAUUGUCAUCAUCAGGAAGUCAGCAGUUCAGUUUACUGCUGGAUUAUUUGCUGCAGCUACUUCUUCUCUGUUUCUACCCAUACUUUAUUUCUCCACACUCUGGAUUUUCCUUUUAAUUAGACAUGCUAUUAUUAUGUAAAAGAGUAAGUACUGCAUAUUGAAACCAUUAUAUUAUUUUUGUUGGGUAAUUUAUGUUAAAAACACCUAUCCAAUAUCUUUUCUUCUUAAUAUUUAUCUAAUACAAUCCCUGAUAUCCCUCUGACAUAGGUAACAAUUGUUGGCAAAAAAUCAUUCUAAUUCAAAUAUUUAUAUAUAUUGUAAUCAUGAUUUUUGAUUUUUAUUGAGUUGUACAUUUAGAUUAUGAAAUAAAAUCAACAGCAAAGGAAACACUAGAUGCUCUGAGUCUGAUUUCUUUACUGGACUGAAACUCUAAAGACC
Poecilia reticulata (guppy) is the source of this 1903-nucleotide messenger RNA. RefSeq lists its product as uncharacterized. Lineage: Eukaryota; Metazoa; Chordata; Actinopteri; Cyprinodontiformes; Poeciliidae. Gene Ontology annotation, molecular function: protein binding. The record is from RefSeq and is a predicted model, not a curated record.